AUGAUGGAGCUUCGGGAGAGUGGACAGGAGUGGGAAAGUUUUGACAGAUGCAAAAGGAAGAUUGAUGCAGACUUCAAAGGCGGGGGGGCCGUCAGCAGCGGCGAGCACAUCGACCCUCCAGUGCUCCAGUCAGCGCCCGGGUGUGCGGAACACACCACCAACAACCGCAACAUGCCCGCGGACCGUCCCUGCUCCACAGCCACGGAGAACAUUCCACCAGCUUCUCUCUCGGACCACACCACAUCCACCGACUGCAUCAUCACGGCACACAUGGAUUACGUCAUCAGAAUGCGACCGGCAUCAGACCACAUAAACAAAAACAGCGGAGACAUGGAAAACGCGGGGUGGAUUUUCGCCUGCUCCGCACUCUUCCAAAACAUAAGCCCACUUCUGAAUUAA
Messenger RNA from Knipowitschia caucasica, 399 nucleotides. The record is from the annotation of a GenBank genome assembly. Lineage: Eukaryota; Metazoa; Chordata; Actinopteri; Gobiiformes; Gobiidae.